Messenger RNA from Racocetra fulgida, 217 nucleotides. Lineage: Eukaryota; Fungi; Glomeromycota; Glomeromycetes; Diversisporales; Gigasporaceae. The record is from the annotation of a GenBank genome assembly.
AUGCUUACUCAAAAAGCAGAUAAGCUUGUCUAUAUUUAUUGGAAUACACGAAUUCUCCGUCAGUUGGGAAGAUCUAUAUUAAUUAACAAUUUGCAAGAAAUAUCUGUUAAUUCAGAUAAUCAAGAACUUGAUAUUAAUGUAGAUAAUGACGAAAAUGAAGAGCUUAAUGAAAACUUUACCGAUUUUUCUAAUUGGCUUCUUAAUACAUUCGACAACU